UUCUUAGUUAGUAUCAUGGCCGCUACUGCUACCUCGUGUCGUUCUCCAUUGUGUGCGCUUGUCAUUCUGGUCAUACUCGUUUCAAGCGGUCAGCCUUCAUUCGCAGUGUUCCAGGCAUCAAGUCCGGAUAAAGGACUGACGUCGGAAGAGGGCGCUGCUGUUUACGUUAAGCUGAUCAAUCUGCUGAACUUGGAUAAAGAUUGGUAUGACAGCGGAUUCUCCUUUGCAGAUGUCCACACCAUGAAUGGCAAGCGCGUCGCCUUGAGAUAUAAGCGUUGGACUCAGGACUGCACCGUUGGCACCUGGGAGAGCGCCACGAGAGGUUUGGUGGUGGAAGAUUUCAGAACAACCGUGCCAUAUCUGAGGCCCUUUCUACUGGAAGGCUUCUCUUGGGCUGCCGUCUCAAAUGGCUACGCCUGGAUCGAUUACUUUCUCUUCCCGGAUGAAGCCACGCUUGAAUUGCCUUCAUCAACAUCGCUACUGAAUGUAAGUGUUGCGAGGAAUGGGGAUUAUGAUUUAAUUGCUUCGUCUUCUUCUUUACCCAGAGCUCGUAUGUCAACUGUGUCGAGAUAUUCCCCUGUUGACAAGACGGGCUUUGUGGACUGUCCCGUCUUGCCUUUCGCAUUGCUGAGCCAUCUCAACGGCAUUUGGGACGUUCUCCACGAGGGGGAGUACUUGACAUCUGCGAACAAGAGAAUACAACUCACAAUGCAGAGCGACUGUAAUCUUGUGUUGAAAGAUACACAGAGUAAUCGAAUGCUGUGGAGCACCGAUACUGCAGGGAGGGGGAGUGGUUGCUUUCUACGCCUUCAAACCGAGGCCAACUUAGUUGUAUAUACCCACGCCGGUGCUCCAGUGUGGGCCAUUAACCAAGGGUGUGGGUGUGUCAAGUUUAGCUCCUUGGUUAUUCAGGAUGAUGGUAACCUGGUAGUAUUUCGUAGUGAGAACAACAAGCUUAACCAAGUUUGGGCUACAAACACCAAUGUAUGACUGAACCCUUCACAUGACUCGCCCUCUCAUCUCUUUCGACUGCAUCUAAUAAUUUGUAUGUUUUCCUGUUUCUCACUGUGGGGUGUGCUUAUAUUCAGUUUCUGUCUCUCCUUCACCGCACUAGCAUGCUCUUGCCAGUCUAUGCUAUUUUAUUACUACUAAAUAAUAUGAGGGGGAGCUACUAUAGCCAGUUUGGCUGCCUUUGAAUUA
This is a messenger RNA of Cryptomeria japonica (Japanese cedar), 1200 nucleotides long. RefSeq lists its product as uncharacterized. The coding region runs from base 16 to 990 and encodes 324 amino acids. Lineage: Eukaryota; Viridiplantae; Streptophyta; Pinopsida; Cupressales; Cupressaceae. The transcript has a single exon. The record is from RefSeq and is a predicted model, not a curated record.